AUGGAUUUUGACAAGAAAGGAGGGAAAGGGGAGUCAGAGGAGGGCCGGAGAAUGUCCAAGGCCGCCGGCCGGAGCAGCCACGGCGUCCGGAGCUCGGGGACCAGCUCGGGGGUCCUGAUGGUGGGCCCCAACUUCCGAGUCGGGAAGAAGAUAGGCUGUGGCAACUUCGGGGAGCUCCGGCUAGGCAGGAAUCUCUAUACAAAUGAAUACGUAGCUAUCAAACUGGAGCCCAUCAAGUCCCGGGCGCCGCAGCUGCACCUGGAGUACCGCUUCUACAAGCAGCUGAGCGCCGCAGAGGGCGUCCCUCAGGUCUACUACUUUGGCCCGUGCGGGAAGUACAACGCCAUGGUGCUGGAGCUGCUGGGACCCAGCCUGGAGGACCUGUUCGACUUGUGCGACCGCACGUUCACUCUCAAGACAGUGCUCAUGAUUGCCAUCCAGCUGAUCACGCGCAUGGAGUACGUGCACACCAAGAGCCUCAUCUACCGCGACGUGAAGCCCGAGAACUUCCUGGUGGGGCGGCCGGGCACCAAGCGGCAGCACGCCAUCCACAUCAUCGACUUUGGCCUGGCCAAGGAGUACAUCGACCCCGAGACCAAGAAGCACAUCCCGUACCGCGAGCACAAGAGCCUGACGGGCACGGCGCGCUAUAUGAGCAUCAACACGCACCUGGGCAAGGAGCAGAGCCGCCGUGAUGACCUGGAGGCGCUGGGCCACAUGUUCAUGUAUUUCCUGCGCGGCAGCCUGCCCUGGCAGGGGCUCAAGGCCGACACGCUCAAGGAGCGCUACCAGAAGAUCGGGGACACUAAGCGGGCCACGCCCAUCGAGGUGCUCUGUGAGAGCUUCCCAGAGGAGAUGGCCACGUACCUGCGCUACGUGCGGCGCCUGGACUUCUUCGAGAAGCCGGACUACGACUACCUGCGCAAGCUCUUCACCGACCUCUUUGACCGCAGCGGCUUCGUGUUCGACUACGAGUACGACUGGGCUGGGAAGCCCCUGCCCACGCCCAUCGGCACGGUCCACACCGACCUGCCCUCGCAGCCUCAGGUUCGGGAAAAACAGGGCCUACAGGGCUCCCCUGCCCAUCUUGACCCGCAGGCACUGAACUCCACCAACGGGGAGCUGAAUGCCGACGACCCCACCGCUGGCCACUCCAACGCCCCCAUCACGGCCCCCGCAGAGGUGGAGGUGGCCGACGACACCAAGUGCUGCUGUUUCUUCAAGAGGAGGAAGAGAAAAUCUCUGCAGCGACACAAGUGA
Molecule: messenger RNA, 1260 nt
Organism: Lipotes vexillifer (Yangtze River dolphin)
Lineage: Eukaryota; Metazoa; Chordata; Mammalia; Artiodactyla; Lipotidae
Gene: CSNK1G2
Product: casein kinase 1 gamma 2
Exons: 12
Coding region: 1-1260 (419 amino acids)
Biological process (GO): protein phosphorylation
Molecular function (GO): ATP binding; protein serine/threonine kinase activity
Source: RefSeq, a predicted model, not a curated record